This is a messenger RNA of Rhagoletis pomonella (apple maggot), 1228 nucleotides long. RefSeq lists its product as uncharacterized. Lineage: Eukaryota; Metazoa; Arthropoda; Insecta; Diptera; Tephritidae. The record is from RefSeq and is a predicted model, not a curated record. The transcript is spliced from 5 exons. The coding region runs from base 171 to 1004 and encodes 277 amino acids.
AGUGCGAUUCACUAACUUUUAACAACGCUACUUGCCGAGUUGUAAACUAACAAUUUUUGUUGUUUGCAGUAACGAUUGUACGAUUCUCUAACGUACCCAUUAACAACACUAAACAGCUGACUUUUGCUAUUUAUUUAAAAUGAUAAAAAGUGGCACCUCUGUUAUCCGAAAUGUCAAAAUCUACGAAAAGCACAAAAGGGAAUAGGAAAAAAAACGCAAUUUACCACAUAUUCUUCUUAAAAAUGAUGGCCUCGACUAGCCAAGCAGCCAACAAGCGGAGCCGCGCUUCAAUGGAGCAGUUGAGUGGUAUGCUGGACUUCUUUUUGGAAAACCCGGGACUAGCCGGUGGGAAGUUUCAUCGGCUACACGGGAAGAUGGAGCACGAGAAGAAGUGGGAGGAGAUGGCUUCCAAGCUAAAUGCCAUCGGAGGUGCUCAAAAGUCCGCCGAACAGUGGCGCACAGUAUGGCGCGAUUUGAAGAGCAGAACCAGUGUUCGAGUGCGCGAUAGGAAAAGGCAGCAGGCGUUAACCGGCAACAAGCCCGUUAAGCAAGCUCCUUUAACAGAGCUAGAGGAGCGGGUUGUGGCCAUCAUCGGGAGCAAUUAUAUUGAGGGCCAUGAGUCUGUGGCAGAAAAUGUACCAAUGAACUUGGAGCUCCAGUUGGCCAUGGAAGAAGGUGAGGAGAUUGUUUUUCUGGAUGAGGUGGUGGAGUGCGAAGGUUUGAUAGAGGAGGAGACGCGUCCGGAAACUCCAAAAACUCCUACACUCAGAACCCCGCGCAGAGGAUUGAAGAGAAAGAGAGAGGAGGAGCAGAUCGACGUCCAAAAUAAAUUUUUGGAAAUUGCCAAAACGCAAGCCGAUGCAACGAAAAUGCUGUCAGAAAGUUUCCCCAGACUGGUGGACCUACCAUUCCAGCUGGCGGGGGAACUCCGCGGAUACGGAGAGGGGUUGAAAGCCUGUGCUGAUGCCAUAAACAAUUUGGCCAGGGCACUCGGUCCACAAUAAUUUUUUUGAAAAAAAUUAGGUUAAGAAAAACUAAAAGUAGAUUAAGAAUUAGGUUAAGAAAGUGAAUUGGUACCUUUUAAUUUUCUGAAGAAUAUUAUUAUAUUUACAUACACUGGUGGCCUCAUAAUUAGAAAUCCGAGUUCACAAGUUUUUUUUAUUUUUUUUCUUUUUUGUUUUAAUUUAUUUUAAGAAAAAACCAUAGAGAAAAGUUGUAGACUUGUACU